Molecule: messenger RNA, 1485 nt
Organism: Cataglyphis hispanica
Lineage: Eukaryota; Metazoa; Arthropoda; Insecta; Hymenoptera; Formicidae
Exons: 6
Coding region: 264-1214 (316 amino acids)
Source: RefSeq, a predicted model, not a curated record
UGCGAUACCAGAAUCUCACAGGGCUAGUGCUCAAUGGUAAGAGUGAAUUUUCUUAUCACAGUAAUAUUCUUCUCGAUUUUGCUUGUACGAUGUGAUCCGUAACGCGUGAAAGAUGGACGAAUUUACUUGAAAAUCCUCGAUUGAUUUUGCAUGACUGGUGCUCAGUUUGAAGACAUAGUGCAAACAUACAAUCGAGGAGACGAGGGGAAAAACAGAAAGACAGAAAAGUGGAUGGAGAUUUAACGUUGUCAUUACUUACGAAGAUGAGAGCACUGCACACAAUCAUGAAUUCAACCUGCGCUUAUUGUACGCUCGAACCACCUCCCGACAUCCUUCACAUACCUCCGCCACCAUUUCCGGCUAUUCUUCAACAAGGUUCCGAUUUUUACCCAAGCUCUGACAUCCUGCCAUUUCCACCGCAUUUAAAUGACAGUCCCUGCAAGCAUUUCUGCGAUCGGCGCUCCGAAGGGGUUCAAUAUAUAGAAAUGCCCCAACAAGGAACUGUAUUUGACGACACGUGGCUCCUGAUCCUAAUAUCGUCCUGUGUCGGUGUCAUUUUUAUCGGCGUAGUGCUCGCAACGUUGCUCUUAAAAUGUAAAUUCAAUAGAAAUGGGAAAAGCGGGGUGAUCUCUAUGCCGAAUGCAACUUCCGGGAUGCAAGCGAAAAACGGUAGACUUCAAAAUGAGGCGGUGCUUUAUCCGUGCACGGCGGAUACUAUGCAGGAUAGUCGAGUCAUGUGGGCCACUCUCACCCCACGUGGGACCACGCGACACUAUCUGGAGGAGCACACAUACGAGACGAUCGGAAGUGGGCAAUUCCACAAACGUGCCUGUGCUACCACACCAACCGAACAUGUAAAACUCAAGACAUAUGCCGAUCCACCAGCUAUUACUCCAGUGCAAAAUCGACCAAAGGACGACAAAGCUUUCGAUAACACUGCAUUCGUAGAUUAUGAGGAACCUUUGUCUAUCAAGACUGAAUAUUAUCAGCUCAAUGACGUUCUAGAGCCAAAUGAAUCGGGCAUACUUACAAUUCAGAGAGGAACCCUCCGUCCACGCGUGAGUUCUCCAACGAGAAUCGAACAUCCGAAUUUACCUCCAUUGAACCUUCAUCCGCAUAAGCGUGCAUCUCGAAAAGGUUCCGGGACGCAACAUACUUCGGAUACACUGCUGAGAAGCAGCAUCACUUCAUCCACUUAUAUACCUACUAUAUAAGUAUCUCGUCCUCUUUUUGUUACAUUUCGAUCGCCGAUAAGCGAAGUUACAUUGUGCACCCUUUACAUCUGUUACAUCAUCGUAUCUAGUCAUUGUAAGCACGUACUGACCGUACAAGUCGAAUAACAGACAUGUAGUCGUGAGAAAUUCUUUUCUAUCGAUUGAUAUAAGAUUGUGAUUGUGAUUGUGUAGACGUAGGUGUAGACUAAAUAGAAUAAAUAAUGUAUGUUACAUUUGCAUCUUACGAAAUAAAGCAAUGCAUAUAGCAAAA